AUGUCUGUUGGUGUCGCUAUCGUUGGAAGCGGCCAUUUUGCCAAAGAGCAGCACUUGCCUGCCGUGCAAAGCGCGACCAACCUGGAACUCAAAGCCAUCUAUUCACGUUCCUUGAAGUCGGCGGAAGCUCUCGCGGGCGGUGAUUCUUCUGUCGACCUUUACUCGGACGACUCCGGCUCUGACAAGUCUUUUGCUGAUCUACUAGCGCGGACAGACAUCGGGGCUGUGAUCAUUGCUCUUCCCAUUCUCGUUCAACCGGAAUUCAUCAAGCAGGCUCUCCUGGCUGGCAAGCAUGUCUUGUCUGAAAAGCCCAUUGCGAAGGAUGUCGCCACAGCCCAGGACCUUCUGCAAUGGUACCGAACUAAUAUUGACACCACCAAGUUCUUCUGGGCGGUCGGCGAGAACUACCGAUAUUUGACCAAGUUUCUCUUUGCAGCCGAAAAGGUGCGGGAGAUGGGUAAGAUCCGCCAUUUCCGAGCCAAUGUCCAUAGCCUGGUGAAGCCGGAUAACAAGUAUUACUUGACUGCCUGGCGGAAGACACCAGAGUACCAGGGAGGAUUCCUGUUAGACGGUGGAGUGCAUAUGAUUGCCGGAUUGCGUAUGAUUCUGGGCUCGACCGAGCCGAUCACAGCAGUCUCGGCGCAAUCGCAACAGCAACAGUCCUAUCUGCCACCCGUUGACACUGUAGAUGCCGUGGUUCAAACAAGAUCUGGCGCCAAGGGCCUCGUUUCCCUCUCCUGGGGCUCGCCAUUCAGCGACAACAUCUUCGAAUUUGCCUGCGAAAAGGGUGUGGUGACUAUGCACUUUGACGGGGUGACCGUCAACGGUGUAGAUCACCACAUUGCGUUUGAUGGCAAGGGUGUUGUCCCCGAGGUCGCUGAAUUUGCCGAUGCCAUUGUAAAUGGACGGCCUGUCGAGAAGAGGCAGUCCCCAGAGGAGGCAUUGGCAGACCUAGAGGUGUUGGAGCAGAUGUUGCAAAGCGGAGAGAAGGAAGGAGAGAGAGUGAAGCUACACUUGCAGGGUUAA
This is a messenger RNA of Penicillium macrosclerotiorum, 1026 nucleotides long. Its product is annotated as Gfo/Idh/MocA family protein. Bases 1 to 1026 code for a protein of 341 amino acids. The record is from RefSeq and is a predicted model, not a curated record. Gene Ontology annotation, biological process: NADPH regeneration. Gene Ontology annotation, cellular component: cytoplasm. Lineage: Eukaryota; Fungi; Ascomycota; Eurotiomycetes; Eurotiales; Aspergillaceae. The transcript has 5 exons. Gene Ontology annotation, molecular function: oxidoreductase activity; nucleotide binding.